Pectinophora gossypiella (pink bollworm) is the source of this 1598-nucleotide messenger RNA. Its product is annotated as dolichyl-diphosphooligosaccharide--protein glycosyltransferase subunit 1. NCBI's taxonomy places the organism in Eukaryota, Metazoa, Arthropoda, Insecta, Lepidoptera, Gelechiidae. The coding region runs from base 63 to 1469 and encodes 468 amino acids. The transcript has a single exon. The record is from RefSeq and is a predicted model, not a curated record. Gene Ontology annotation, cellular component: membrane; oligosaccharyltransferase complex.
CACAAAAAGAUGUCGUGUACUUCCUCCGAUACGUUGUCAAAGUCAAAAGCGAUUGCUAAGUGAUGCCGGCGAUGGCGAAACUACAAUUUUGUUUUUUAUUUGUGCUCUAUAUUGUUAUAAGUAGCCACAGUGCAAAUGUUGACACAAUAUCCAGUGAUAUAAAAUUUAAGAAUGUUGAUCGUAUGAUCGAUAUAUCAUCUCAACUCGUGAAGAUUGCUGCCAAAAUAACCUUGGAAAAUACGGGCAACUCGCCGGUAAAACAAUUUUUGCUUGCAGUUGAGUCUUCAAUUCAGCAAAAUCUCGCUUUCAUCGGAGCUAGAGAUAACAGUAACAAGGAACUUCGGAUUACCGAGACCACUGUAAAGGGCCAUGACAACACCAAGUUCUGGCGUGUGGAUUUGAAAGACGCAGUCAACGCUGGUAGCACAGCAAUUGUUAAUGCUGAAUAUGUCUUUACAAAAGCUUUACUGCCAUACCCAACCGCUAUAACUCAGCAGGAAGACCAACUAGUUACAUACAAUGGUAACUUAUAUUUCUACACACCAUACCAGGUUACUUCGCAAAAAACUAGCGUAAUUCUGAACACAAAGAGUGUCGAGUCCUUCACAAAAGUGAAGCCAUUCACUCAGCAAGAUGGUACCAUUCUUUAUGGCCCCUUCACAAACACUGGCCCAUUUAGUGAGAAGGAAUUAAAUGUGCACUAUAAGAAUAAUUCUCCUUUCUUGACUGUUACCCGCCUGGAGAGACUGAUUGAGGUGUCUCACUGGGGUAACAUUGCUAUUGAGGAAGUGAUUGAGGUGGAACACACUGGUGCCAAGCUGAAAGGUCCUUUCUCCCGCUAUGACUACCAACAAGACCACCACAGUGGCCCAGCAAGUGUGAGGUCUUACAAGACUCUGUUGCCAGCCUCUGCUUCGGAUGUUUAUUACCGUGACACCAAUGGCAACAUCUCUACAUCUAACAUGAAAGUCAGGAAGGAUUCAGUGGAGCUAGACCUGAGACCCAGAUACCCGCUGUUUGGUGGCUGGAGAACACACUACACUCUAGGAUACAAUGUCCCGAGUUAUGAGUACUUGUAUCACUCUGGAAACGAAUACUUGUUGAAGAUGAGAUUGGUAGAUCACAUUUUCGAUGACAUGCAGGUUGAUGAAGCUACUGUGAAAAUAAUCUUGCCUGAAGGAUCUUCUCAUAUCAAAGUGAACACUCCCUACACUGUGAAGAGAUUGCCUGAUAGUCUCCACUACACAUACUUGGACACUAAGGGCCGCCCAGUGAUUGCAUUUAAGAAGACCAACCUUGUAGAGAGCCACAUUCAAGAUUUCCAGCUUCGCUACACAUUCCCUCGCCUGUUGAUGUUACAAGAGCCUCUACUGGUAGUAGGCUUCCUGUAUGCCUUAUUCCUAUGUGUUAUUAUCUAUGUAAGGUUAGACUUUUCAAUUCACAAGGCUGAACAUCAACAUAAGGAUUAACUAUAUGUUUAUUUAUUUAUAUUUUGUUUUCAGUUUUAUGUAACACAUCCAGUUGUCAUGUCACACAUUUUAUUUGUAUCAAUAUGAUUGCAAUGUUUGCGUGGAGAAGUAAAUGAUUUUAUAAGGAAA